AUGGUGACAGUGCUGGGCAAUCUCCUCAUCAUCAUGCUGAUCUGUCUGGAUUACCGUCUCCACUCACCCAUGUAUUUCUUCCUCAGCCACUUCUCUUUCAGCGAAAUCCUAACCACGACCUGCGUCGUGCCCCGGAUGCUGGCCAACUUCCUGUCAGAGACGAAGUCCGUGUCUUUUCAUGAGUGCUUCACUCAGUUAUGCUUCUACUUCCUCUUUGGUAGCACUGAGUUCAUCUUCUUUGCCAUCAUGUCAUAUGACCGUUAUGUGGCCAUCUGCCAACCCUUGCGGUAUCCCACCAUUUUGACUCGCUCACUCUGCGCUCAGCUCGUCACCAUAGCGUGGUUUGGGUCCUUCUUUCUCAUCCUCCCAUCCAUCCUCUUGAGAACCCGCUUGCCCUAUUGCGGGCCCAACAUCAUCGAUCAUUUCUUCUGUGACAGCGCCCCCUUCCUUCACCUCGCCUGUGCCGACGUCACCUUCAUUGAGCUUCUUGACUUCAUCGUCUCCCUCGUGCUGCUGAUCAGCUCUCUGGCAAUGACCAUCAUUUCCUACGUCUGUGUCAUCUCCACCAUCCUCAAGAUCCCCUCAGGCAAGGGGCGAAAGAAGGCUUUCUCCACCUGUGCCUCUCAUUUCACCGUGGUCUCCAUGGGCUACGGGAUCUCCAUCUUUGUCUAUGUCCAACCCACUCAGAAGCGCUCCCUGCAGCUCAAUAAGAUCCUCUUUGUCCUCUCCAGUGUGGUCACCCCUCUCCUGAACCCCUUCAUCUUCAGCCUGCGCAAUGAAACAAUGAAGAGAGCAUUGAGUGAGUCUCUGGGAAGGGUCCAGUCCUUCACCAAGGACCUGAGGGUGAUCCCUGUGAUGAAUUCGAAUCCCUGCAGGUCUUGGUCCUGA
Ornithorhynchus anatinus (platypus) is the source of this 888-nucleotide messenger RNA. Its product is annotated as olfactory receptor 6J1-like. Gene Ontology annotation, cellular component: membrane. Gene Ontology annotation, molecular function: olfactory receptor activity; G protein-coupled receptor activity. The transcript has a single exon. The record is from RefSeq and is a predicted model, not a curated record. Gene Ontology annotation, biological process: G protein-coupled receptor signaling pathway. NCBI's taxonomy places the organism in Eukaryota, Metazoa, Chordata, Mammalia, Monotremata, Ornithorhynchidae. Bases 1 to 888 code for a protein of 295 amino acids.